AUGAUAACUUUUUUGCGCCUCAUCCGGUCGCGCCCCUUGACACCUUUGCAAGCUUCCUAUUUUUGGGAUAUCCCAGUCACCGUGUUUCUCCCUUGUACCAUUCUCGGGGACCUCGCGAUCAGUGAAAUUCGUUAUGCAGGCGAAAGCGGUGAGCAGGAAUACGCCGUGUUGAAGCUGCCCCACAGCUUUGAUACUUCGGCUUUCCAUUUUCCCCCUGGAAACUAUGCAAAGGUGGUCGUUGACGCCAAGCGUUCGGAUGGCGCCUCGGUGCUAGACUUCAGUAAUCUUCGCACUUUAGAGGCCAUCGUGAGUUUGUCAAGAACGGUUGCAUCUUUGCAACGGAAAACGCUUGAAACUCUCCGUUACCGAGUAAAUUUCUUACAAUACGAAUGCGCAAAUCUCGCCGAAUGGAAGAAGAAAAUCCCCUCGUCGACAUUGAAAAGAUUAGACUUCGUUCUCAGCGUUGAACCUAGAUUCCGAGAUCCUCUGUGUGGACUUGCAUCAGAUGUUGUCGAGAUAAAAAGAUCAAUUUCAGUACAAAAAAAACUGAGCAAGCUUCCCAAACACUUUCCAAGAUACCCUAGUCGAAAUCCGUUCUCAACACAAUAG
Molecule: messenger RNA, 609 nt
Organism: Laccaria bicolor S238N-H82
Lineage: Eukaryota; Fungi; Basidiomycota; Agaricomycetes; Agaricales; Hydnangiaceae
Exons: 3
Coding region: 1-609 (202 amino acids)
Source: RefSeq, a predicted model, not a curated record